CUUUAAUACACGACACACGACGAUUUUCGUGAUGGCGAGUCAAACGGGUGCGGAUGUGUUGUUUGAUAUUAAAAAUUCAUUUUAUAUAGGAAAUUAUCAGUAUUGUAUAAAUGAAGCUCAAAAGUCGAAGGUUCGUGAAAUUGAAAUGUUUAUAUUAUUUAAUAACCCAGCUCAGCAGCUUGAAAAAGAUAUUUUCAUGUAUCGAGCAUACAUUGCACAACGCAAAUAUGGUGUUGUUGUAAAUGAUAUUCUUCCAUCAAGUGCUCCUGAGUUGCAGUAUAUUAGAAUGUUAGCUGUUUAUUCAAGUGGAGAUAGUGAUAAAAAGAAGGAUGUUGUGAAUAAUUUAGAGCAAAAACUUCAGAAUAUUAAUUCCGAAGACAAAGUUUUACCUCUUAUAGCAGGAUUAAUUUAUUACCUGGAGGAGAAUUAUGAUGCUGUUCUUAGACUCCUGCAUAAAAGUGAUAACUUAGAAUGCUGUGCCUUAUCUAUCCAGACGUUCUUAAAAAUUAACAGAGUUGAUCUUGCUCAGAAAGAAUUGAAUUCUAUGAAAGAAAUUGAUGAAGACUGCACUCUUACUCAAUUAAGUCAAGCAUGGGUUAAUUUAUAUAAGAAUGGAGAAAAACUUCAAGAUGCUUAUUACAUUUUUCAAGAACUUAGUGAUAAAUACUCCCCAACACCAUUGCUUUUGAAUGGUCAAGCUGCAGCUCUGAUUGCAAUAGGAAAAUAUGAGGAAGCAGAGCCUUUAUUGCAAGAAGCUUUAGAUAAGGAUCCAAAUUGUCCAGAAACUCUAAUAAAUAUGGUUGUUUUGUCUCAGCAUCUUGGGAAGACAACAGAGGUAUAUUUUUUAUUUGUUUAAUUUUAAUUAUAUUUUAAAUAUUCAUUAUAUUUAUUUAUAUUUUGUAAUCCUUUAAUG
Molecule: messenger RNA, 913 nt
Organism: Stegodyphus dumicola
Lineage: Eukaryota; Metazoa; Arthropoda; Arachnida; Araneae; Eresidae
Gene: epsilonCOP
Product: coatomer subunit epsilon
Biological process (GO): endoplasmic reticulum to Golgi vesicle-mediated transport; retrograde vesicle-mediated transport, Golgi to endoplasmic reticulum; intra-Golgi vesicle-mediated transport
Cellular component (GO): COPI vesicle coat
Molecular function (GO): structural molecule activity; protein binding
Source: RefSeq, a predicted model, not a curated record